AUGCACAGUCGACGAUGGAGAGAAAGCUAUGAACGCUUGUUGCCAGAGAACUUGAGGUGCACUCAAACGCCCAUCCGCAAGUCCUUUCACUUCGCCAAUGGUUCCUCUACAGAAGCCAAGGCAGUUGUUUGGAAGAUCCCCAUCUUCAUCAAGGGGUACCAGGGUGAGGUCUACAGUGCGGAGAUUGAGCAGGGUAUGACACCUUUGCUUUUGAGCAUCUCGGCCAUGUCGGCCUUGGACAUGGUCAUACACCUCAAGGAGCAAGUUGUUCAGGUGCGCAAGCUCGACUUGGAAGUCCCUAUGCUGGUCACGAAGUCAAGACACCUGGCGAUUGACAUCGCUUUUGACCCUGAGGCCGCAGUCCAGACUGAAGAACUUCCCUCUACAAGUCGAGAACCUCGCAUUGUCUCUGAGCGUGAAGAUUUGCUUGUUUACUAUGGUGAGGAAGCUCAGAUGACACUCCUUGCUGGACAACCUGGACUACCAGAAUGGCAACCUCCUGAAGGACGAGUUCUACAAGCUUGCACUCAGCAACGGGGCAUCCGCCUUGAUGACCCAACCGGACAGAUGUCCGAGAGAAGAGUUGAGGAGUUGAAGAAUGCAGCCUUUCACAUCCAGGUUGCUGAUGAGAGGAUGUGGGCGGCACUCAAGCGUCACUAUACACUUGCAGAGCAGUUCUGUACGCUUGACUUCAAGACAACCGUGAUCUUCGAGCCCUUCGCUGGUUCCUUUGGCACAACAAGAGUUGCUUCCAGAGACUACGGUUGGACCAACUCCCAACCAAUGGACCUUCGAGACGGCUACGAUUUGCUCUCGACCUCAGGCCGUCGACUGCUGUAUCAAGUGUUGGACGACCACCUUCCCUACUUGGUCCUCAUCGCCUUCGAUUGCCGGAUCUGGAGUUUGUUGACCAACAUGUCUCCCGGUCACCCGUGGGCAAAUUUGAGAGAGACCAUCGGCAAGGUGACCCUCAAGCUCAUUGUCAAGAUUUGCAAGAUCCAACACCGAAGAGGCAGAUACUAUCUCAUUGAGAACCCGGCUGGCAGCUACGCUUGGGUUCAUGAAGGUCUUUUAGCAGAGCUCUUGGAGCAUGCCGGUGGCAAGUUUGUCACUGGUGACCAAUGCCCUUUUGGAUGCAGAGACUCCCAGAGCUUUCGACCUAUCCGGAAACCAACUGGAUGGCUUUGCAACUCCGAGGUGAUCCUCAACCAUGUUGGUCGAAAGUGCACCUGUCGCUGGGGCAGUCACCAGCCCCUAGUUGGUCGGAACCAAGACGGCCUUCGUUCCAAGCAAGCAGCUCAAUAUCCACGGCCUCUGUGCAAGGCCAUUUGCAAUGGAGUUCUCAAGCAGAUGCAGCUUGACUACAAGGUCAUGAUGGCUUCAACCGCUCAACAUGCCUAUGCCCUUGUCGAUGAGGAGGACAUUGAGUACGAGCUCCAAGACAGAGAGAUUGACCUCGGCGACAGUUGGAAGUUGGAGGAGGACAGACUUCUUCGCAUUCACAAUGUGCCGAGGAGAUUGCUUUUUGCGCCGGUGGCUUCAAUGGAUCUACCAGUUCCUUUUGAGACCUUGUUGGAUGAGCGCCAAACCGUCAUGGUCUUCGGAGAUGGUCAAACGGCUUCACACCAGAGUCAUUGGUGGAAGAUCAAGCCAGAGAUGAUGACGGAAGAGUGGACUGGCGAGACCGAGUUCCAAAUCGCUCCUGGAACUUUGACGAGGACUAGACAACUCCAAAGAGGUUUUUGGGAAGAGCUUUCACAACCGGAACCACAAGACCUUUUGAAUGCAGUUCUGGAGCACGUCAUAGCAGAAGAACUACAAGAUUGGUCACGACUUGACCUAGAAAGCGACCUUGGACAACAAUGGGUCGCACAUGAGUCAGCACAAGCAGAGGUCAAACUCAUCCUGACCUCGCAGACCGCCAAGAGGAUGAGAAAGCCUCAGCCUUUUGCUGGACCCUUGGAAGUUCCGCUCCGACGGUCCUACCUCUUGCUCGAGAGUGGCAAGGUCCUCGCAACUUCUUGGGAAGAGUGGCAAAAGAUGGCCCCAGCUUCACAAGUGAGACCUUUAGUUGCCCAGAAGCGUCGCCUCUACUUGGUCCUGUUUGGAAACGAGCUCGGAGAAGGUUUGCAGAUGGAGGUGGAUGACCGCUUCCAAGCCAAGGAGGAGGAACGACUUCGAAAAUGGCAAGCUCUACCACGUGAGCUGAAGCUGGCGGUACGCCGCAUUCAUGUGAAUCUGGGACACGCUGAUGUGCAGACUAUGCUGCGAUGUUUGAGGAUGUCCAAAGCCUCAGAUACAGCUGUCAAGGCCACACGCCUUUUUCGUUGUGAAGAUUGCCCCAGAAUGCAUGAACAUCCCAAAGAACCACGACCUUCCAAAGUUCCUGCAGUGCAUGAUUUCAACGUUCAAAUUGGUUUGGAUGUGUUUUCUGAAAGUGAUGCUCAAGGACACCAAUGGUCUUGGCUGAACAUCCUUUGCCAAGGAACCACCUUUCAGGUUUGUGCCUUGCUGCCCGACACCAACCAGAAUCCAACUGGAGCAUGUUUGCUUGAAGCUUUCAACUCACAUUGGUGCAGCUGGGCAGGUUUUCCUGAGCGUGGCAUUGUUUGCGACCGAGCCAAGUACUUUUUAGCAGAGCUUUCGGAGGAGUUCUCAAACCACGGAUGUCAUUUUUCCACAGCUGCUAAAGCUAGUCCAUGGCAGAUUGGGCAAGUGGAGCGACAUGGAGGACUCUGGAAAACCACGUUCAAGCGACUUGUUUGGGCGCAACAGAUUGCAGGCAGAGAAGAAGUUUUGAUGGCUACAGCAGCUACUACAGCAGCGAAGAACUCGAUGGCCCGCAAGCACGGCUUCUCACCAUCUCAAUGGGUGAUUGGCCGAGAUGUCAGACUUCCUGCAGCCUUGAGCGAUGAUUCAGAGAUUGGACGGCUCAGUGCACAAUCUUUAGCAGAAACUCCUGGUACACGUUUUUACAGACAGAAUGUUAUCAGGAUGCAAGCACGUGAGAGUUUUGCCAGAGCUGCCAAUGAUUCGGCACUUCGCCGAGCUGAACUUCGCAAAGCACGGCCAUCACGAGGCCCUUUCCCUGUUGGCACCUAUGUUUUCUAUUGGGAUUCAGCCGACAAGCGGAGCAGCCCCUGUUUCUGGAGAGGAGUCGCUAGAGUGAUUGGUCAUGAAGGCAGCAGCACAGUUUGGCUAGCACACCGAGGUAUUUUGGUAGCAGUUUCUCCUGAGCAUUUGAGCAGAGCAUAUGAGGAAGAGAUUCAACAGUGGAUCAAUGUGAACCACGAGACCGACCUCAUUGAUGCUGUCCCUGCCGCUGGAGGAACAGGUUUUCUGGAUUUGAGGAAAGCAGCACCGCCUGACUUUUCGAACCUUCCAAAGCUUUCUGCACCAGAGCUACCAGAGCUUCCUGACCUACCCGAAGGUGAGCAAGAGCUUGAUUUGGAGUCAACACCUUCGAUUCCUGAUGACCCGAUGGAGGCACCUCGUGAAGAUGUGCCGCUUCAAGAUGAACCACCUGCUCAAGAACCGAGUUCAGAAGACUUGAGUGCGAGCUCAACUUCCAUGGCUCGCAUGAAAUAUGAGUCAGAAAGAGACGCCAAAAGAGCGAUCAAAAGCAGCGAUUUCUUCAAUCGCAAGGCUGAGGAAAGAAGAAAGCAGAGAGAACAGAAGCUGAAAGAUAUGGGCAUCACCUCCAAGCCCAUGGAAGCAGAAGCAAGAGCAAUUCCAGCAGGCUCAGAUUUCGACCCUGACCUUGACGACUACCACACACGCCCGACACGGCAGUUGAGCCCGGUGGUAGAGUUCGAUGCAGAGGCUGCUGAACGAGAAGCCAAGCGGCUUCGUUUGACUGCAGAAGAAAAGGCGCCUGAGAGCGCUACUUUUGUUGGAGAGCCCCUGCGAGCAUACAUGGUCAUGGAGUCCCAGCACUUUUUGAACACAGAAGCACGCCAACAGUAUUUUUUUGCAUGA
Messenger RNA from Durusdinium trenchii, 3978 nucleotides. NCBI's taxonomy places the organism in Eukaryota, Dinophyceae, Suessiales, Symbiodiniaceae. The record is from the annotation of a GenBank genome assembly.